Scophthalmus maximus (turbot) is the source of this 13930-nucleotide messenger RNA. It is a transcript of the gene wdfy3, whose product is annotated as WD repeat and FYVE domain containing 3. NCBI's taxonomy places the organism in Eukaryota, Metazoa, Chordata, Actinopteri, Pleuronectiformes, Scophthalmidae. Gene Ontology annotation, molecular function: protein binding; metal ion binding. The record is from RefSeq and is a predicted model, not a curated record. The transcript has 67 exons. The coding region runs from base 248 to 11053 and encodes 3601 amino acids.
GCUGUGCCAGUCCCGGCAGGCCACACACACACACACACACUGGCUGGCAAACAAAGCCGCUGGCACUGCCAACGAAGACGAGGAGCUAUGCCUCUGCGCUUAUAGCCUGUCCUCUUCUCACACCGCCGCGAGGGGAAGGCGUAUGACACCGUUGUCGUCGCCUCUUCCUCCGAUCAGAAAGACGACGUUGUUUUUUUUCGGUCUUGGUUUACAGUGGAAUAUUUUUUCCUGCCGUUGAGGAGUUGAGAUGCUGGCAGAGCGCAGAGAGAACAGCAGGGCUGCCUUUGCCCUGACCAAGCCGCUCAAGAUGAACAUGGUGAAGAGGAUCAUGGGCCGGCCGAGGCAGGAGGAGUGCAGCCCCCAGGACAACGCGCUGGGCCUGAUGCACCUGCGGCGGCUGUUCUCCGAGCUGUGCCACCCGCCUCGCCACAUGACCCAGAAGGAGCAGGAGGAGAAGCUCUACAUGAUGCUGCCUGUCUUCAACAGGGUCUUCGGGAACGCUCCGCCCAGCAGCAUGACGGAGAAGUUCGCCGACCUGCUGCAGUUCACCACCCAGGUGUCGCGUCUCAUGGUGACGGAGAUCCGCAGGAGAGCCUCCAACAAAUCGACAGAGGCAGCCAGUCGAGCCAUCGUCCAGUUCCUGGAGGUGAACCAGAGUGAGGAGGCGAGUCGCGGCUGGAUGCUCCUCACCACCAUCAACCUGUUGGCCUCCUCUGGACAGAAAACGGUGGACUGCAUGACGACCAUGUCCGUGCCCUCCACGCUGGUCAAAUGCCUCUACCUGUUCUUCGACCUACCCCACAUGGUCGACGCCCCGGUGGGCCCCACCCCGCAGCCGGCGUCGCCGCCCCCGCCGCCGCCGCCCCCGCCCCAGCCGCCCUCCACCCAGGAGAAGACCCCCGCGGUCCAGGGCCAGCCGGAGCUGCCGCUGGCCGACCGCAGGGCCCUGCUUCAGAAAGUCUUCGUCCAGAUCCUGGUGAAGCUCUGCACCUUCGUGUCUCCGGCCGAGGAGCUGGCGCAGAAGGACGACCUCCAGCUCCUCUUCAGCGCCAUCACCUCCUGGUGCCCCCCGCACAACCUGCCGUGGCGGCGGAGCGCCGGCGAGGUGCUCACCACCAUCUCCCGCCACGGCCUCAGCGUCAAUGUGGUCAAAUACAUACACGAGAAGGAAUGCCUCGCCACGUGUGUCCAGAACAUGCAGCAGUCCGACGACCUCUCCCCGCUGGAGAUCGUGGAGAUGUUCGCCGGCCUCUCGUGCUUCCUCAAGGACUCCAGCGACGUGUCGCAGACGCUGCUGGAUGACUUCCGAAUGUGUCAGGGCUACGCCUUCCUCUGCGACCUCAUGCUCAGAUUGGAGCAGGCCAAGGAGGACGAAUCGAAGGACGCCCUGAAGGACCUGGUCAACCUGGUCACCUGUCUGACCACGUACGGGGUGACGGAGCUGAAGCCCGCCGGCCUGACCACCGGAGCCCCCUUCCUGCUGCCCGGCUUCGUUCUCCCGCUGCCUUCUGGGAAAGGCCACACGGUGCGUAACAUCCAGGCCUUCGCCGUGCUCCAGAACGCCUUCCUGCGCGCCAAAACCAGCCGGCUGGCCCGCAUGCUGCUGGACGCCAUCGGCAACAUCUACGCGGCGGAGCCGGCCAACUACUUUGUGCUGGAGUCGCAGCACACGCUGUCGCAGUUCGCCGAGCGCGUGGCCAAGCUGCCCGACGCGCAGGCCAAGUACUUUGAGCUGCUGGAGUUCGUCGUCUUCAGCCUCAACUACGUGCCGUGCAAGGAGCUGUUCAGCGUGAGCGUGCUGCUCAAGUCCAGCACGUCGCACGCGUGCAGCAUCACGGCGGUGCGCACGCUGCUGAAGCUGGCGCGGCACGACGCCGUGUUCAGCGACGUGCUGCGAGAGGUCGGGCUGCUGGAGGUGCUGGUCAACCUGCUGCACAAGUACGCCGCCUUGCUCAAGGACCCGGCCACGCAGCAGCAGCACCCGCACAACAACGACCAAGCCGACUGUAAGAACAACACGGUGGCAGAGGAGCAGAAGCAGUUGGCCUGGCUGGUGAUGGAGACGCUGACUGUGCUGCUGCACGGCUCCAACACCACCAGCACCAACGCAGCCCUUUUCAGGGAGUUCGGCGGCGCCCGGUGCGUCCACAACAUCGUGAAGUAUCGCCAGUGUCGGGAGCACGCGCUGCUUAUCAUCCAGCAACUCGUGCUGUCGCCCAGCGGCGACGACGACAUGGGGACGCUGCUGGGCCUCAUGCACUCGGCGCCGUCCAGCGAGCUGCAGCUGAAGACGGACAUAUUGAGGGCUCUGCUGGCGGUGCUGCGCGAGAGCCACCGCACCCGCACGGUGUUCCGCAAGGUGGGCGGCUUCGUCUACGUCACCUCGCUGCUGGUGGCCAUGGAGCGCUCGCUGUGCCAGCCGCCGCGCCACGGCUGGGAGCGCGUCAACCAGAACCAGGUGUUCGAGCUGCUGCACACGGUCUUCUGCACGCUCACCGCCGCCAUGCGCUACGAGCCCGCCAACUCGCACUUCUUCCGCACGGAGAUCCAGUUCGAGAAGCUGGCGGACGCCGUGAGGCUGCUGGGCUGUUUCUCGGACACGAAGAAGCUCGGCCCGACGUCCGUGUUCCCCUCGAACGCGCAGCCGUUCCAGCGGCUGCUGGAGGACGAGGCCGCGCCCGGCGGCUGCGCCGGAGACAGCGUCUGUCCCACGCUCAAACACUGCAGCAAGCUCUUCAUCUACCUGUACAAGAUGGCCACCGACUCCUUCGACAGUCGUGCGGAGCAGGUGCCUCCCUGCCUGACUCACGAGACCUCGCUGCCCUCGCCGUGGGGCACGCCAGCACUCGCCAGGAAGAGACAUGGUUACUACGGUACGUCGGGCCCCCCCGCCCCAGUCAAAGCCCUCACGGACCUGAAGCUCCACCUGACCAACCCCUCGCACCCCGCGUCCUCCUCGUCUUCGUCCGACAUGGUGGCCAUCCACCCGGGGGCCGUCCUGGCCAUGCUCGACCUGCUGCCCUCCGUCUCGUCCGACAGCCAACCGGAGCAUGCCCUCGACCUGCAGCUGGCGGUGGCCAACAUCCUGCAGCUACUGGUGAACAGCGAGAGGAACCAGCAGGUGCUGUGUGAAGCCUGCCUCCACCAGCGCCUGCUGCAGCGCUGCAGUCAGGCCCUGGGCGACGAAGACCACCCGCUGCACCCGCCGCUGCAGAGGAUGUUCGAGAGGCUGGCCUCGCAGGCCCUGCAGCCGAUGGCACUCAGGGAGUUCUUACGUCUCGGAAACCCUCUGAACUGCGGCGCCUGGGACAAGAAGCUGCUGAAGCAGUACCGGGUCCACAAGCCGAGCUCGCUCAGCUACGACGCAGAGAUGAGAAACAGCAUGACCCUGUCCAUGGAGGGCUUUGGCCCCGACAGCGUGUUCGCCACGCCGGCCGAGGACAACGGCCAGUACCGCAUCAGCCGCAGCCUGGUGCGCUCCGCCGAGGGCAGCACCGUGCCCCUCACCCGGGUCAAGUGCCUGGUGUCCAUGACGACGCCCCACGACAUCCGCCUGCACGGCUCGGCCGUCACGCCCGCGUUCGUGGAGUUCGACGCUUCGCUGGAGGGCUUCGGGUGCCUGUUUCUGCCCAGUCUGGCACCGCACAACGCCCCCACCAACAACACAAACGCCUCCGGCGUCAGCGACGGAGCCGUGCUGAGCGGAAUGGGCACAGGCGAGCGCCUGUUCCCCCCGCCGUCGGGCCUCAGCUACUCCACCUGGUUCUGCGUGGAGCGCUUCAGCGCGGCGCCCCACGCCCACCCGGUGCGGCUGCUGACGGUGGUGCGUCGGGCCACCUCCUCCGAGCAGCACUACGUCUGCCUGGCCGUGGUGCUGUCGGCCAAGGACCGGUCGCUCACCGUCUCCACCAAGGAGGAGCUGCUGCAGACCUACUCAGCGGACGAGUCCAGCGAGGAAUCCUCCUUCUACGAGAUCCUGCCCUGCUGCGCUCGCUUCCGCUGCGGCGAGCUGAUCGCCGAGGGCCAGUGGCACCACCUGGUGCUGGUCAUGAGCAAGGGCAUGCUGAAGAACAGCAUGGCCACGCUGUACCUGGACGGGCAGCUCAUCAACACCGUCAAGCUUCACUACAUCCACAGUUCUCCGGGCGGCUCCGGCUCCACCAACCCACCCGUGCUGAGCACCGUGUACGGGUACGUGGGCUCGCCACCGGCCCAGCGCCAGCUCUCUAGCCUGGUUUGGCGCCUGGGGCCCAGCCACUUCCUGGAGGAGGUGCUCCCCGCCGCCAGCGUCGCCGCCGUCUAUGAACUGGGACCCAUCUACGUGGGCAGCUUUCAGGCGGUCUACCUGCCCUGUAAAGACUCGAAGACGGAAGUGGCGCCUGCCUCUCCCGUGGCCCUGGUGCCGGAGGAGAAAGUGUCCUUCAGUCUCUACGCCCUCUCGGUGUCGACGCUCACCGUGGCCAAGAUCCGGAAAGUCUACAACAAACUGGACAGCAAAGCCAUCGCCAAACAGCUCGCUGUGUCCUCCCACGAAAACGCCACUCCGGUCAAGCUGAUCCACAACGCGGCCGGACACCUCAACGGACCGGCCCGCACCAUCGGAGCAGCCGUCAUCGGAUAUUUAGGGGUCCGUGCCUUCGUCCCCAAGCCCGUGGCCACCAACCUGCAGUAUGUGGGCGGGGCGGCGGCCAUCCUGGGCUUGGUCGCCAUGGCGUCCGACGUGGAGGGGCUGUACGCGGCCGUCAAAGCUCUGGUGUGCGUCGUGAAAAGCAACCCACUGGCCAGCAAGGAGAUGGAGCGCAUCAAAGGCUACCAGCUGCUCGCCAUGCUGCUGAAGAAGAAGCGCUCGCUGCUCAACAGCCACAUCCUGCACCUCACCUUCUCGCUGGUGGGAACGGUCGACAGCGGCCACGAGACCUCCAUCAUCCCCAACUCCACCGCCUUCCAGGACCUGCUCUGCGACUUUGAGGUCUGGCUCCACGCUCCCUAUGAGCUCCACCUGUCUCUGUUUGAGCAUUUCAUCGAGCUGCUGACGGAAUCCAGUGAGGCGGCCAAAAAUGCCAAACUGCUGCGGGAGUUCCAGCUGAUCCCGAGGCUGCUGCUGACCCUGAGGGACACCUCGCUGUCCCAGCCCACCGUCGCCGCCAUCAGCAACGUGCUCAGUCUGCUGCUGCAGGGCUUCCCCAACCCCUACGACCUGCUGCGGUUCGGACAGUUCAUCUCCUCGACUCUUCCCACGUUUGCCGUGUGUGAGAAGUUUGUCGUCAUGGAGAUCAAUAACGAGGAGAAGAUUGACGGAGGUAACGACGAUGACUUUGGCGGGCUGCUGUCGGCCAACCUCAUCCUGCUGAGGAACCGACUGCUGGACAACCUGCUCAGGCUGCUCUUCACCACCAAAGAGAAAUGCACCGUGAACGCCCAAGCGUGUGAGGAGCUGGUGCGGACGCUGGGCUUCGACUGGCUCCUGAUGUUCAUGGAGGAACACCUCCACUCGAGCACGGUGACGGCGGCCCUGUGGAUCCUGGUGGUGCUGCUCUCCAACCAGCCCAUCCUCAACCGCUUCAAAGAGGGCCUGUGCGGAGGCGGCUGGCUCGACCACACCGACUCGGUCCUGACCAACAAGAUCGGGACGGUGCUGGGUUUCAACGUGGGCCGCAGUGCCGGCGGACGCUCCACGCUGCGAGAGAUCAACCGUGACGCCUGCCACUUCCCGGGGUUCCCCGUGAUGCAGACGCUGCUGCCCAAACACACCAACGUGCCCGAGCUCUACUUCCUGCUCAUGGCUCUCUUCCUGCAGCAGCCCAUCAUCGAGCUGCCGGACAGCCUGCAGGUACAUUUCGACCUGGACUCCAUCUGGACGUUCAUCUUCGGGAUACCGGCCUCCAGUGGGACGGUGGUGGGCUCCAUCCACAGCGUGUGCACCGAGGCCGCCUUCCUGCUGCUGGCCAUGCUGCGCAGCAUGCUCAACCUGCCGUGGCAGUCAGAGGAGGAAGGCUCCUGGCUGCGGGAGUACCCCGUCACUCUGAUGCAGUUCUUCAGGUACCUGUACCACAACGUGUCCGACCUGGCGCCGAUGUGGCACAGUCCCGAGUUCCUCUGCGCCCUCGCCGCCUCCGUCUUCCCCUUCAACAUCAGGCCCUACUCUGAGAUGGUCAGCGACUUGGACGACGAGGCGGGGUCUCCCAUCGAAGAGUUCAAGGCCUUCGCCGGAGACUCGGGCAUGAACCGCAGCCAGUCAGAGUACUGCAACGUGGGCUCCAAGACGUCCCUGACCAACCACCCGGCCAAGAAGUACGUCUUCGACUUCAUGAGGGUCCUGAUCAUGGACAACCUGUGCAUGACGCCGGCCAGCAAGCAGACGCCCAUCGUUGACCUUCUGCUGGAGGCGUCCCCUGAACGCUCCACCAGAACCCAGCAGAAGGAGUUUCAGUCCAACAUCCUGGACGGUGUCAUGGAGCAUCUGCUGGCCGCCGACGUCCUGCUAGGCGAAGACGCCUCUCUGCCCCUCAGCAGCAGCGGCAGCUACCAGAUCCUGGUCAACAACGUCUUCUACUUCACCCAGCGCGUGGUGGACAAGCUGUGGCAGGGGAUGUUCAACAAGGACUCCAAGCUGGUGGUGGACUUCAUCGUGCAGCUCAUCGGACAGUCCAAGCGUCGUUCCCAGGGCCUCUCCCUCGACACCAUCUACCACUGUCUGAACCGGACGGUGCUCUACCAGCUCUGUCGGCCGCACAAGACGGUGGCUCAGCAGGUGGCCCUGCUGGACGCGCUGCGGGUGCUGACCGUCAACCGCAACCUGGUGCUCGGGCCGGGCAACCACGACCAGGACUUUGUGGCCUGCCUGGCCCACUGCUUCAUCUGCCUGCACAGCGGGAGCAGCGUGGAGGGCUUCGGUCUGGAGGCGGAGGCCAGGAUGACGACCUGGCACGUCAUGAUCCCCACGGACAAUGAUGCCGACGCCACGCACAGCCACGACGUCAGCGAGGGGCGACAGCUGCUGCUGAAGGCGGUGAACCGCGUGUGGACGGAGCUGAUGCACAGCAAGCGGCAGAUGCUGGAGGACAUCUUCAAGGUGUCGCUGCCGUGCAACGACAGAGGCCACGUGGACAUCGCCACCGCCCGGCCCGCCCUGGAGGAGCCCGCCCUGAAGAGCUGGCAGAACCACCUGGUCCAUGAGAAGAAGUGCAUCAGCCGCGGCGAAGCGGCGGCACCGGCGAGCCAAUCCAAACUGUCCAGAGUGUCCAGUGGCUUCGGCCUCUCCAAGCUGACGGGCGUCCGGCGCCACAAGAAGGAGAACAGCCUGAACAAGAACAGCCUCUCUGCACAGGAGACUUUCCAGUGGAUGUUCACGCACAUCGCUGUGGUGCGAGACCUGGUGGCCAUGCAGUACAAAGAAUAUCAAGAGCGGCAGCAGAACACCCUCAAGUACGUGACGGAGGAGUGGGCUUCCAACGAGUACGAGCUGCUGCGCGAGCGGGGCCUCUGGGGGCCGCCCAUCGGCUCCAGCCUGGACAAGUUUGUGCUGGAGAUGACGGAGGGGCCCUGCCGCAUGAGGAAGAAGAUGGUCCGCAACGACAUGUUCUACAUCCACUACCCGUACAUCCCCGAGACGGAGCCCAACACCAACUCGGCUCAGAAGCCUCAGCGUUACCGGCGAGCCAUCAGCUACGACAGCAAAGAGUACUACGUGCGCCUGCUGUCUGGGAACCCGGGCAUGUACCAGCACUCUGUGGAGCACAACACCGAGGGGGAGACGGCGCAGCACGAGCCCGAGCACGGGGAGGACACCAUCGCCAGGGUCAAAGGUCUGGUGAAGGCGCCGCUGAAGAGGUCCAGGUCCACGGCGGACGGCGCCGACGAGGACAGUCAGGAGCAGCUCCAGGAGCAGCUGCUGGAGUCCGGAGGCCCGGAGGAGGAGCAGAGGACGGACAACACGUCGCUGCUGCGCCUCCUGGAGGAGGGCGAGAAGAUCCAGCACAUGUACCGCUGUGCCAGAGUGCAGGGUCUGGACACCAGCGAGGGGCUGCUGCUGUUCGGGAAGGAGCACUUCUACGUCAUCGAUGGCUACACCAUGACCGUGUCCCGGGAGAUCAGGGACAUCGACACGCUGCCGUCCAAUUUGCAUGAGGCCAUCAUCCCCAGAGGAGCCCGACAAGGCCAGAGCCAGUUAAAGAGAACCUGCAGCAUCUUCGCCUACGAGGACAUCAAGGAGGUGCACAAGAGGCGCUACCUGCUGCAGCCCAUGGCGGUGGAAGUGUUCUCGGCCGACGGGAGGAACUACCUGUUAGCCUUCCAGAAAGGCGUCCGCAACAAAGUUUACCAAAGGUUCUUGGCUGUGGUGCCUUCACUGGCCGACAGCUCCGAGUCGGUAUCCGGCCAGAGGCCCAACACCAGCGUGGAACAAGGAUCCGGCCUGCUCAGCACACUGGUCGGAGAGAAGUCAGUGACCCAAAGAUGGGAGCGAGGAGAGAUCAGUAACUUCCAGUACCUGAUGCAUCUGAACACGCUGGCCGGACGCUCCUACAACGACCUGAUGCAGUAUCCCGUCUUCCCCUGGAUCCUGGCCGACUACGACUGCGAGGAGCUGGACCUGAGCAACCCCAAGACGUUCCGUAACCUCGCCAAGCCGAUGGGCGCCCAGACGGACGACAGGCUGACCCAGUACAAGAAGAGGUACAAGGACUGGGAAGACCCCACCGGUGAAACCCCCGCCUACCACUACGGCACCCACUACUCGUCCGCCAUGAUCGUGGCCUCGUAUCUGGUCCGAAUGGAACCGUUCACGCAGAUUUUCCUCCGACUUCAGGGAGGCCAUUUCGACCUGGCCGACAGGAUGUUCCACAGCGUGCGCGAGGCCUGGCUCUCGGCCUCCAAGCACAACAUGGCCGACGUCAAGGAGCUCAUCCCUGAGUUCUUCUACCUGCCGGAGUUCCUGCUCAACUCCAACAACUUCGACCUGGGCGCCAAGCAGAACGGCAUCAAGCUGGGAGACGUGAUCCUGCCACCUUGGGCCAAGGGCGACCCCAGAGAGUUCAUCAGAGUCCACAGAGAGGCCUUAGAGUGCGACUACGUGUCGGCCCACCUCCACGAGUGGAUCGACCUGAUCUUUGGCUACAAGCAGCAGGGUCCGCCGGCCGUGGAGGCGGUCAACGUCUUCCACCACCUGUUCUACGAGGGUCAGGUGGACAUCUACAACAUCAACGACCCGCUCAAGGAGACGGCCACCAUCGGCUUCAUCAACAACUUCGGGCAAAUCCCCAAACAGCUGUUUAAGAAGCCCCACCCUCCCAAACGCGUACGCUGUAAAGCCAACGGGGACGUAGCGAGCGUUCCCCCGAGCUCCAACAGCGACAAGAUCUUCUUCCACCAUCUGGACAAUCUCAGACCUUCUCUGGCUCCCGUGAAAGAGCUGAAGGAGCCCGUGGGACAGAUCGUGUGCACCGACAAGGGCAUCCUGGCCGUGGAGCAAAACAAAGUCCUGGUUCCCCCGACCUGGAGCAAGACCUUCGCCUGGGGCUACGCCGACCUCAGCUGCCGUCUGGCCAACUACGAGUCCGACAAGGCGUCGGUUGUGUACGAGUGUCUGUCGGAGUGGGGUCAGAUCCUCUGUGCCAUAUGUCCCAACCCGAAGCUGGUCAUCACCGGCGGCACCAGCACCACCAUCUGUGUGUGGGAGACGGGUACGUCCAAGGAGAGGGCCAAGUCCCUCGUGCUCAAACAGGCCUUACUGGGCCACACGGACGCCGUGACGUGCCUCACCGCGUCGUCGGCGUACCACAUCGUUGUCAGCGGCUCGCGCGAUCGUACCUGCAUCAUCUGGGACCUCAACAAGCUCUCGUUCGUCACGCAGCUCCGGGGCCACCGGGCGCCCGUCUCCGCUCUGUGCAUCAACGAACUGACGGGGGACGUGGUGUCCUGCGCCGGGACCUACAUCCACGUGUGGAGCAUCAACGGCAGCCCCAUCGCCAGCGCCAACACCUUCACGGGACGCAGCCAGCAGAUCCUGUGCUGCUGCGUGUCGGAGAUGAACGAGUGGGACACGCAGAACGUCAUCGUCACGGGCCACUCCGACGGCGUCGUCAGGUUUUGGAGAAUGGAGUUUCUCCAAGUCCCAGAAACCCCUGCGCCACAGCCGGCGGAGCCAGAUGUGCCCGACUGCUUAGGCGACGAGAAGAUCGAAGGUGGCGAGAGUCACAACGGCGAAGACGACAGCAGCGAGUCGGACGGAGACGAGCCCAGUCUGAGCCAGGAGCCCAAAGCACCGCAAAACCCCUCGACGGGCGGAGGCAGCCAGCCGGGCAGCGCCGUCCACAGACCCAGAGGUCCGUCAGCCCGAGCGGGAGCAUCCUGGUCGAUGGACAGCGGCUCUGACGACUCCCACCGCUGGUCGGACACGCUCAGUAUCGACGAGAAGGACGGCUUCGUGUUCGUCAACUACUCCGAGGGCCAAACCAAAGGCCCUCACCCUCACGCUCACCCUCACGCUCACCCUCACCCUCACCCUCACCCUCAUCAUCUGGCUCCUCACCCGGCCCAGGGCUCGGCGCCUCAGCCUCUCCAGUCCGCCGCCGCCAUGGAGGCGCGGACAUACAACCAGCUCAGGGCCGGUACGUGGCAAAAAGGCUACAGAUGGGAGCGCCAGCUGGUCUUCCGGAGCAAACUCACCAUGCACACGGCGUUCGAUCGCAAGGACAACGCUCACCCGGCAGAGAUCUCCUACCUCGCCAUCUCCAAGGACCACAGUAAGAUCCUGGUGGGCGACGGGCGCGGCCGGGUCUUCAGCUGGUCGGUCAGCGACCAGCCGGGCCGCUCGGCGGCGGACCACUGGGUGAAGGACGAGGUGGUCGACAGCUGCUCCGGCUGCACGGUUCGCUUCUCGCUCACCGAGCGACGCCACCACUGCAGGAACUGCGGGCAGCUCUUCUGCCAGAAGUGCAGCCGCUUCCAGUCGGAGAUCAAGCGGCUGAAGAUCUCGUCGCCGGUGCGAGUUUGUCAGAACUGUUACUACAACCUGCAACACGAGCGGAGCGCCGAGGACGGCUGCAGAAACUGAGCUCCACAAAAGAAACCGCCUCCUCUCGAGGAGCGCUUCAUUUCCUCCAUCCGCCGCGCUGUUCCCUCAAUGACGCCACCACAUAAUUCAACAAACCCUCCGAACCCCCUCCUUCUCCUUUUGUCUGUACAGUAACCACACGUACUGUAACUCACUAAAAACAGGAGGGAAUGUCGGUGAAACUCCGCCGAGGAGAAAUGAGAUGAGGAGAUGGGGAUGAACGGGAUCGAAAAGGAAAAAAGAAAACUCUUGUCACCACUUUUACCACCUGCUCUCAUCCCACCCUCCCUCCCCACCCGGAGGAAAACAGGAACCUGGAGCGCGGCGAGCUCGAAUCAAUCGCCGCCGCCGCCGCCGUCGAGAUGAAGAAGAACAUGGGGAGAAGAACUCCUUCGUCCGUCACUGCAAGAUAUAACAAACUUGUUAAUACUGUACAUACUGACCAUGGCCUUUUUAACUCUAAGAGGAACAAACACAGAACAAAACAACAAAAAAAUUAUAACAAGGUCAAUGGGAAAAAAAAGGAAAACAACUUGCCUGUAACAUAGCGUCGUGACUAACCACUCCUGGCUUUAAAACGAGAAACUAAAAUCGAUUGUGUGUCGUCUGCGUCCCGGCGACGAGCGGAGCGGAGGAGGGAAUUAUGAAUGUCAAUAAUUAAUGUCCGUGGGUUUGACUUUGACUCGUGCGUCUUAGUUUAUGCAAAAUGACUUUAUAUUUCUUUUAUAGUUUCCUGAUUGUUUUUUGUUGUUGUCGCUGUUUACAUAAAUGUGAUUCAUUUUGUGCGCGUGUGCGUCACCCACAGUAUCAAAGCCAUCACCGUCACAGAGAUCGAUCAUCAGAUUGUCUUCUCCUUUUCUUUUUUCUUUUGCCAAAUUAUGUAAAUGAUGAUGAUGAUGAUGAUGAUUUUUUUCUUUUCUUAAACCUAUCAUCUAUUCUGUCCUUUCUAUGAAUUCCCAAUUCCAUUUUGUUGUUGCUGCUCUUUCGGAGACUGGAGACGUUAUCACUUCAGAUUAUAUAUAUAUUUUUAAAAACCAUAUCACUUCUUUUUCUUCGUCUGGAGAGGAAACAUCUUGGGUUCGUCAUCUGUGGGAAGAAAAAAUAUGAAUUAGGUUUGAAAAAAGAAAUAAUGUUUCGGCACAUUUAUUUUUUAGCCUUCAGUUAUUGUAACGGCUUUUUGAAUGCACACGGAAAAAAGGGACUCGUAUUUCGUAUGAAUUGCAGUUUUUUUAAUUUCUAGACUACGAGACUCGUCGUUUUUUGCUGGACUUCACUCGGAUCCUGUGGCAUUACGUUAUUAUUAUUAUUAUGAUUCCUAUUAUGAUUAUUAUUGUUACGACAGCAGACACUCCAGACACUUUAACCCUCGGUCUGUUCGGACGAGCAGCAGCCAAACACAUUUUCAAACAGGUGAAAGCAGAAAAAGUGUGUCGACGAUGGAAAUCACGAGAUUAUUUCAUGACCUCUGACCUCCAGCUGCUGUUUUGACCCUUUUAUCAGUUUUGGUACAAAUGUCCACGAAUGAUCUGAUUUGUACAUUUUAACUACUGAGUCCAGUGGGGAAGGAUACAAAUAUUGUUUUUUUGUGGUGACACUCGUUUCUUUCACACUAAUAUUUUUUUGUUUCUGCUCCUGUACAGACAUAAUCACGUUGGUUUGGAUGGACGGGAACCAAUCCAAUCCAUUGAUAACUCACUAAAACUACUUUCUCAUCAGGAGUAUUGGGGGCCACAAUGAGAGAGAAGAAAAAUGGAGACUUUGAGAGUAAAGUCGUAAUUUUACUAGAAUAAAGUCGUAGUCGAGCGGCUGCUGUCGACCUCGAUAGUCGAGAGAUUGUUUUUUUUUUUAAUGAAAAGACUGAACAUGUUGUUUUCUGUCAUUUGUCACCUCACUCACGUCGUGCGUGUGUGUGUUCAUGUUGUGUUGUGUUGUGGCUCUGUGGGCAACAUGUGCAUUCAAGUGCUGCUUUCUAAUUCUUUCUUUCUUUCCUUAUUUUGUUUUUAAAAACAGUUUGUUUCCCCUCUCGUCUUCACAGCCUGAAACUUAACAAAAGAAAGAAAAGUCCUUUUAAUAUUCCCCGCCACUGAUCCCCAACGUCGAACUGAUGAAGACGCACUCUCGUCAUCCUCCUUAUAUCAUUUCUGCAUAUUGACGUACUGUGAUUUUUAAAGCGUGCAAUCAUGCCAUCUAUCAAUCAGGAGUUCCUUUUGCACCUUCACGUGUACAAAACAAACAAAAAACUAAAACGUCAAGAAGAAUCACCGUUGUUUUUUUUAUCGCGAAAGCAGUUUUACGUUGGAUCAAUGAACCGUACGACGUAUUUAUGCAAUUAUUACUGGUUUUAGUUUUUUUUUAUGAUUAUUGCAAUUUCAGCAAGUUUAGUUACUUGUUGCAUGUUUUAUUAACACAGCUGACUUUCUGUGUCAGUGCAUUGUACAUGUUCCUCGGCAUUAUGUCAUUGUUCUUUUUGUUUCUGGAGGGCGUUGUCUGACCGAGUGACCGAGCGUCGGUUCGUGUACAGAGCUGCAGGUCGUGUCCCCAACUUCUGUUUGGACUUUUGUACUCGGUGGAAAAAGGAUUGAGCACGAGUUGAGGAGGAGAAGAAGAAGAACGAGGAGGAGGAGGAGGAGGAGGAGGAAGAAGAAGAAGUGUUGGAUUAAUCGGUGGUCUUGUAUUAGACUGCAUUACUACAGUAUCUGGUGUGCAAUCUGUGAUAGCUGAAUGUUCCCUGUAUAUUUGUGUUCACUACGUCCGACUCCCACCCAGAGAAUAAAAACCAGUAGAGUAACCCCGCCCCCUUUACAGACACAAGACGUUACGAUGAUGCAAUAGAUCUGGUACUUUUAAUUUCAAUAAAUAAUUGCUGUUUACCACCAA